UGUCUGUAGUUGCAUAAACAAAAAUGUUCAGUAAAGGCCCAAACACUAGUAGUAGCAGCUUUUACAUUCUGAAGAUAUGUUAUUGGGCUUUGUCUUAAGGGCCGAAAAACCCUAGUCCUAUAAGAACCGUUCUGAAAUCUUUAGGCGCGGUGGCGGCGAUGCAGGUAGACGGGUUAGCGGCGGAGGGUGGAAGGGUUGAAAGGCUAGAAGCGGCAGAGAAGUAUGUGGAUAAGAAACAAAUCGACCUGAGGGGAACAUGAUGUCCUUCCGUUAUUUUAUAGUUUUCAAUCUGAAUUUCAAUUCCGCCGCUCGCUUUUUCUUGCUUCUACCACCGCUUUUCCCGUCGCUCUGAUCUGCUACGCCGCCGACCUUGUGAUGAUCAGUUCUGAAGGUCCAUAACCAUAACAAGUUUCUUCUCAAAAGUUCAAAGGUACUACUUAGCUAAGGAUUUCAAUAGUUUUGUGUCUUUUUGGAAUUCUUGGAUUUAUGAAAUUAGUUGACUCUUUCACGAGUUUGACCUUUUCCUAUUUUUAUUUAUUCAUGCGUGUAAUUUAAAUAAAACAUGCUUGGAUUUCAUACGAAUUCAGAAUGUUAGUAUUUUAUAAAUUAAUUUUCUGCAAGAUAUUUUCAUGAGAAACAAAUAAUAAUAAAAGUAGAAUGUUUUUUUCGUCCAAUGAAAACUUGAUGAAAGUCAAAAUCAAAUUAUUUUGUUCUGUUUUUUGUUAUAUUUGUUUGUAUUGACUUGGAAUAGUGUUUACAAUGAAAAGUAUCAAACUUUUCUCCGGUCAACUUCUAUCUUCGUACGUUUCUUGCGAUGCUAAAUGUAUUUUAUGAUGGUUAUUAGAUGUAAGUUGUGAUCAGUGCUAAUUAGCCGAAUUAGAAAGCUAGUAACGUUUUUUUUUUUGUGUUGAGUGAUUCUCUUACUCUAUAAUAUUAUCGUGAUUAUCAUCUCAAACUUUGGCUUAUGUUCAUGAUUUGUUUUGAUACUAGGGUAAUUUUUGUUUUCAAUUUAUUUUUGGUUCAGUAAAUAUAUAAAUUAUUGUAAGUAGACAUUUAUUUGGUUGGUCAAAGUCAAAGAGCUUCAGAGAGAACGUAAAGGACUCGUCUCUUGCAGUCAAGUCGUUACCUACACAAAACUCGACUUAAUUUAAAAUUGAUCUCUGAUUGAAUAGUAUGGUUGUAAGUUAUCACCGGUCAACUUUAACGUCUUUGAUUGAUACUAUAAUCAGUUUAAACCACACUUAAGAGUCCAUAAUGCGUUAUUUGCUAACUAUAUUAUAGUCUCACGAGGUCUAUUUUAUUUUAACAUGCAUCACAAAAAAGGUAGUAGAUCAAUAGUAGUUGAUAUGUAGCGACUAACGACUUUUUCUUCGCAAAAAUAAUCUAAUUGUUUGGUUUGGCGGUCAAACUAGUAUUUUUCAACAGAUUUGUUACUAAUAUGAAAUUUCAAAGCUCUACUUUUUGAUUUUAGCAUUUUUUAUUAGUAGGUAAAGAUUUUGAAUGAUGUACUAAUAUCCCCCAAUCAAAUUCUGUUUAGUGACGAAUAAAAUAGAAUAUAAUUCUAGUGGGUUUAGGUGUUCUUUCUCAGACUAUUUUAUUAUUAUGAUUUGAGUUUUGUAUAGUAUUACAAAAACAAGUUAGAGAGAAGAUGUUUAAACAAAAAAAAACAAUGAAAAUGUUUAUCUGUAAAACCAUUACACAAUCUCACUUCAUUGCAAUUGUUUUACUACCGUUCUUCAUUCUCUUCCAUGUUUGGUCUUAAGUAUGAAACCGCGUGAAGAAGAAGAAGACUUUGGUCAACAUUUAUCAACUAUUAUUUUAUUUUCAGUAUCCUGACUUUCACCAGAUCCUUACUGUUCUUUGCUCUUCCUCUCUCUAACUCUUAACUCAUCCUCUCUUCUGUUCUUCUUCGGAAUCAAUUUCUCACAACCUAUAUCAAAUCUCCCCAAAAGUUUCUAUUUUUUUCAAAAAGAAUACCACUUUUGCAUCUGCACUUUUUUCUCUCUCACUUUCCUUUCACGGCCAUUCCGAGCUUGUUCGUUGUCGGAGAUUUCACUUAAUGUUGUCCAAGCAAAGUUUCAUUCUUUGUCUUGUUUUCUUCUCCAUCACAGCCUUUUCCGGCGACUCCAGAGCCCUCGCCGGGAACAAUGAGCAGAAGAAGAACAUCUCCGGCUUUUCCGGGUUUGACUUCCCGAAUCCGAUGCGCUUCGGUUCUGUUUCUUCUUCCACAAGCGACGACUGCGGUUUCUCUUCCCCGGAGAAAGAACCCACCAAGGAAACGACCAGAGAAAACAAAAACAAGACGGUGAAGUUUCACUUAAAGCGCCGACAGGCAACGACCAAGCAAGAAACAGACAAGACAACAAAAACAAAUCCAGUUCUUGAGCUCCAAAUCAAAGAUCUCACAAGGAUCCAGAUGCUUCACAUAAGAGUCUUGGAGAAGAAGAACCAAAACACUGUCUCCAAACCUCACAAACAGAACAAGAAGAACAAGAAGAAGGAAGCUGUCACCUCUCCGGUGAAGGAGGAGAAGCCUCGUCAGCUCGUGGCUACACUAGAGUCCGGUAUGUCUCUCGGUUCAGGAGAGUACUUCAUGGACGUGUUGGUCGGUUCACCACCAAAACACUUCUCCUUGAUCCUCGACACAGGAAGCGACCUAAACUGGAUCCAAUGCUUGCCUUGCUACGACUGCUUCCAACAAAACGGUGCGUUUUACGACCCAACAACUUCUACCUCUUUCAAGAACAUAACUUGCAACGACCCAAGAUGUAACCUAGUCUCUUCACCCGACCCUCCAAAGCCCUGCAAAUCAGAUAACCAACCGUGUCCUUAUUACUACUGGUACGGAGACAGCUCCAACACUACCGGAGACUUCGCCGUCGAGACUUUCACCGUUAACCUCACCACCAACGGAGGGAGCUCGGAGCUGUACAACGUUGAGAACAUGAUGUUUGGUUGUGGUCAUUGGAACAGAGGUCUCUUCCACGGUGCUGCAGGGUUGCUUGGUUUAGGAAGAGGGCCGCUUUCGUUCUCGUCUCAGCUUCAGUCUCUUUAUGGACACUCCUUCUCUUACUGCCUUGUCGAUAGAAACAGCGACGCAAACGUUAGCAGCAAGCUGAUAUUCGGUGAAGACAAGGACUUGCUAAGCCACCCGAAUCUGAACUUCACUUCUUUCGUCGCUGCCAAAGAGAAUCUCGUGGAAACAUUCUACUACGUACAGAUCAAGUCCAUACUUGUCGCGGGGCACGUGACGAACAUACCUGAAGAAACAUGGAACAUCUCAUCAGACGGUGGUGGAGGAACCAUCAUUGAUUCAGGUACAACGUUGAGUUACUUCGCUGAGCCUGCGUAUGAACUCAUCAAGAACAAGAUUGCUGAGGAAGUGAAAGGGAAGUACCCUGUGUAUAGAGACUUCCCUGUCUUAGACCCUUGUUUCAACGUCUCUGGUGUAGAUAACGUUCAGCUUCCGGAGCUUGGGAUUGAGUUUGCAGACGGUGCUGUUUGGAACUUCCCCACAGAGAACUCUUACAUAUGGUUGAAUGAGGAUUUGGUUUGCUUGGCGAUUCUUGGAACUCCAAAGUCAGCGUUUUCCAUUAUUGGAAACUAUCAGCAGCAGAACUUUCAUGUACUGUAUGAUACCAAGAGGUCAAGACUCGGAUUUGCACCUACAAAGUGUGCAGAUGUAUAAACCUUCUUGUCGAUUUAUGCAGAUACAAGGUCCAUUGAAGCAACUGUACACACAGAAAGUUAGCUACAAGGAGGAACAGAUUCUUUUUCUCUUUAAUAUUUAUUUCAUUCUUUAGGAUAAUAUUCCUUUUCUUUCAAUAAUAUAUUGCUGUAGAACAAAGUUCAUAUCUCUCUAAUGUACUGAUUCAACACUCAAUUUCUGAAUACAAGUGUGUUACUGUUGCUUG
This is a messenger RNA of Brassica napus (rape), 3914 nucleotides long. RefSeq names its product aspartyl protease family protein 2. Gene Ontology annotation, biological process: proteolysis. Lineage: Eukaryota; Viridiplantae; Streptophyta; Magnoliopsida; Brassicales; Brassicaceae. The record is from RefSeq and is a predicted model, not a curated record. Gene Ontology annotation, molecular function: aspartic-type endopeptidase activity. The coding region runs from base 2060 to 3688 and encodes 542 amino acids. The transcript has a single exon.